Molecule: messenger RNA, 647 nt
Organism: Eruca vesicaria subsp. sativa (arugula)
Lineage: Eukaryota; Viridiplantae; Streptophyta; Magnoliopsida; Brassicales; Brassicaceae
Source: the annotation of a GenBank genome assembly
CACCAAACUACGACCUGUCUCCGUCACAAAGGAGAAGAGACUCUCUCAUAACUUUCAGAAGCAAACAGCUCGAUUUCAUUUCUCGAGAUUUAAUCAGUUAUCGUUUGCGAUUUGAUCUGGAUCCGGAAUGGCGUACGUGGAUCAUGCGUUCUCGAUAUCAGACGAGGACAUGAUGAUUGGGACUGCAUACACCGUGAAUAACCGACCGCCGGUUAAGGAGAUCGCACUCGCGGUGGCUCUCCUCGUGUUCGGAACCCUAGGAAUCGUCUCAGGCUUCUUCAUGGCGUACAAUCUAGUUGGCGGUGAUCGAGGCCACGGGAUUUUCUUCAUGGUCCUGGGGUGUCUGCUGUUCAUACCAGGGUUUUACUAUACUCGGAUCGCCUAUUACGCUUACAAAGGAUACCAAGGUUUCUCCUUCUCAAACAUACCCUCCGUUUAGUCUUUAAUGUAUAGAGAUGAUGUUUAAGUAAAUGGCCUUACUUGUUUUCUUUCUAUAUAGUGUAAUAGUUUUAGAGGAGUUAAGUGAUUUCCAUGUUUGAUAUACAUAUAUGUAUCCCUUCCUGCUUUCCUCCUUACUCUUGUUAAAUAAUUGUGAGCCUGUUACAAUUAGUCCGAUAUACAUAUUACCAUAUAUAUAUAUGUACCUG